Emiliania huxleyi CCMP1516 is the source of this 363-nucleotide messenger RNA. RefSeq lists its product as hypothetical. The transcript has 3 exons. Bases 1 to 363 code for a protein of 120 amino acids. Lineage: Eukaryota; Haptophyta; Isochrysidales; Noelaerhabdaceae. The record is from RefSeq and is a predicted model, not a curated record.
AUGCGGCCCGCUGCGGCGCUCGUCUACCUCGCGAGCGUCGCCCGAGUGGCCGCCAUCCAGUAUGGCUUCCCCACCGUCAAGUCUGCGUCGAGCUUCAUCGACGUCAACCCCGUCUCCGCCGAUCGACUCUGGAGGACGCGGUCGGCGGCGCUUCGCGAACUGGCACAGAAGGUUCGAGACGGCACGGAUCUUGUGCUCCUAUGCGCGGGUAGGAUUGAGUCCUGUCACGGCGAUCUGCUGAGGAAGGGGAUCCUAGCCGACGCGGCGCAGCUCGAGGCCACCAGCAAGAAGAAGCCGCGCUCCGACAAGGGCAAGCCAAGGGGUCCUCGGGGGCCCAGGGCCGACUCGCCCGGGGCUGCAUGA